Aspergillus saccharolyticus JOP 1030-1 is the source of this 948-nucleotide messenger RNA. Its product is annotated as translation initiation/elongation factor MRX8. The coding region runs from base 1 to 948 and encodes 315 amino acids. The transcript has 3 exons. The record is from RefSeq and is a predicted model, not a curated record. Gene Ontology annotation, molecular function: GTP binding. Lineage: Eukaryota; Fungi; Ascomycota; Eurotiomycetes; Eurotiales; Aspergillaceae. Gene Ontology annotation, cellular component: mitochondrion.
AUGAACCUCCGACUCUACACUCUGACCUCCUCGGUCAGGCCGUUACAGGCCCAAUUUCAUCACCUUCCCCCAACGACACCGACAAACCCCAAUGCGCCAAAGAAGCUCCUCUCCGAACUCCCAGCCACCGUCUUCAACGACUACUACGAAACGCAAUGUCCGACGGAAGGGCAGCUGGCCUAUGCCAACAAGUUCUUCACUCCCUCGCGCCACUCCCCGGUCAAGCUCUGGUCCGCCAGCAAGUUCCGCACGACACCGAUCGAAUCGCACGAGCCGGAGGUCUGCUUCCUGGGCCGCUCGAAUGUUGGCAAAAGCUCCCUCCUGAACACGAUCAUGGGCGACGAGAUUUGUUACACCUCGUCGAAGCCCGGUCGAACCCGCGAGAUGAACGCCUUCGGCAUCGGUGGCACCAAAGGCGGCGAAUCGAAGAUCGUACUUUUGGAUAUGCCAGGAUACGGUCAUGGAGGUCGCGCCGAGUGGGGUGAGGAGAUCAUGAAGUAUUUGGAGAAGCGGAAGCAACUCCGCCGCGUCUUCGUCCUAAUCGACGGCCACCACGGCAUCAAGAUCUUCGACCGAAAAAUCAUUCGCCUGCUCAGCGAAUACAACCUACCCUAUCAAAUCGUCGUUGCCAAGAUCGACAAGAUUCUCGCCAAGCAGACAGGCCAGCUCAAGUCCGGCGUCACGGAACGAGGCAUCGCCGCCCUACAAACCGUUCACCGGAAACUGCGCCAGUCGUUUGCCGCCAUGGCACGCGACUCGCACGGGCCCCCGCCCCUGGGGGAGACUCUGACCUGCUGUGCGGCCGUGCAGCGCGCGCCGGGCGACUACAUCGGGAUCUCGGCGAUACGAUGGGCGAUUAUCAAGGCGGCAGGGUAUGAUGCUAAUGUCGAUGCUGAGGGGAAUGUUAUCAAACCUGAGAAAGUGAAGGCGACGACGAAGAAGUCUUAG